AUGAAGUUUGCUACUCUUUUCGCUCUCGCAACCUCUCUCGUUGCUGCCUCCGCCAAAAACAUCCUCAUCACCAACGACGAUGGAUGGGCAGCAACCAACAUCAGAGCUUUCUACAGAGACCUCAAAGCCGCCGGCCACAACGUUGUUAUGGUGGCCCCGGCCAGACAAUACUCCGGUAACGGUGGAAGAUUCAUCAUUCCAGAAACCGCCAACCUCACCGCCCCGGCCGUGUUCAACUACCCGGGACUGGGCGCCCCAGCCUGGGGCCACGAGGAAGACGACCUGAACGUGUGGUACUUUGACGGGUCUCCAGCCGCAUGUGUCUCCAUGGGUCUUGAUUACGUCAUCCCAACCUAUUUCAACAACUUCACUGUGGACAUUGUUCUUGGCGGUCCUAACGAGGGUGACAACCUCGGAGAAAGAGACUUUGUCAUCUCCGGAACCGAAGGAUCCGCCUACUACGCCGUGGAAAGAGGCUAUCCGGCCAUUGCCUUUUCUGGAGCCAAUGGAAACAACUCCUUCUUCAAGGACAACCUAGAUACCGACCCGGACCAUGCUCCAAACAUCUACUCGAAAUACGCCGUGGAGCUGGUCAACACUCUGUUCGAGGCCCAAGGAGACGCCGACAAGCUGCUGCCACCAGCGUACGGCCUGAACGUCAACUUCCCAGCGGCAGGCUCCGACAUCAACGCCAACUGCACCAGUUUGACCUGGAAACACACACGGUUCACGGGCUCGGACAGUCUGGCGUACCGCGUGGAAUACGACGCUUCUGCAGAGAACCUGAAACAAACCACGAUCAAGAGCGGCGCCGUGGAGGUCAACCUUGCGGGAGAUCUCACUCUUCCUGGCGAGUUCACCAUCAUCAACAACGGGGACUGCGACGCGACGAUCUCUGUGUUCACCACCGACUUGGACGCCAGCAGCGAGAUCAGCGCCGAAGCCCGCACGCUGUUCGAGUCCGUCUUGGCUAAUUAG
Molecule: messenger RNA, 978 nt
Organism: Ogataea philodendri
Lineage: Eukaryota; Fungi; Ascomycota; Pichiomycetes; Pichiales; Pichiaceae
Exons: 1
Coding region: 1-978 (325 amino acids)
Molecular function (GO): nucleotidase activity
Source: RefSeq, a predicted model, not a curated record